Messenger RNA from Protomyces lactucae-debilis, 1878 nucleotides. RefSeq lists its product as uncharacterized. The record is from RefSeq and is a predicted model, not a curated record. Lineage: Eukaryota; Fungi; Ascomycota; Taphrinomycetes; Taphrinales; Protomycetaceae. The coding region runs from base 1 to 1878 and encodes 625 amino acids. The transcript has 2 exons.
AUGGAGAAGGCGAAUUUGGCUGCUGACCAUGACCAAGCCGCCACAGUAAAAUCUGAACCGCCCAUCGAAAGCAUUGAACGUGUCACAAGCAAUAUCAAAGUCUCAGACAUACUUCAAAGCCACGAUGAAGUGAGCCUAGGGACUGUGGACCCCCCUGCAGCUGCUCUAGCCUCAGAAUCACAAGCUGCCCCUUACGAGGAAGAAUGCCCCAUCUGCACGCAGCUACUCGCCAGUCCAGAUCAAGAACCUGCGAAACUCGCUUGUUCACAUCGGUUUCACGUUGCUUGUCUACUUGAUUGGGCGCAAGUCUCAACAAGUUGUCCUUACUGCCGUGCAGACUUUACAGAGUUGCAGGUAUUAGCCUCCACUCAGGCCGAUGCAGCAACGGUCCGCAGACUCCCCGUGGAGUCCAAGACACAGAUUGCUCACUACAACGAGGAGGGUGAAGAAGAUGAAGGUGUGCUGCUGGACUGGUUCAUUGAUGACGAAGAAUACGAUCAAAGUGGUGUCUACUACGAACCCUAUCAGCCACCUCGAUGCAUCAUGUGUGGUAGCUCUGAACAGACCGACACACUCAUGCUGUGCGAUCUGUGUGAUGACACCUAUCAUGCCCUUUGUCUCGGCCACAUAGCUCUACCGCUCGGCCCAUUCUACUGUCCAACUUGCCACACUAUUCGUGGCUCAGAAAUUACUGCCAAUGCAAGAUCUCGACCAGUCCGGACGGUCGCUUCCCGACGACAUACGAGAAGCACUCGCCGCACCCAGACCUCUCGAGAUCGUCGUGCAGAUCCAACAGCAAGAAGAACAUACAGAACAUCGCGACCAGCUCCAGGUGCCAUUGAAGGUGCCGCACGAUUAGCAGAAUGGCGUCGUGCGUGGCGUCGCGUUCGUCACCAGGCUUCCAACCAUCUACAAGAGCCUGAAUGGACUCAGCAUGCACAAACACAGACAGAAGCACUCACGCCGGCACAGGAACGAGAACGACGACUUUGGCGUACGCGUCUUGAUUCUGCUCGUCUUGCCUCUGGCAGGCCAAAGACUGCACCUGGUGCAGAUGACGAGAAGCUUGAAGAUCCUCACACUGCUCAUCUAUGGCAUGAAUUUGAAAAGGCUGCUACAGGCCUCGAUCGUCUACGUGUGAAAGCUGAUGCGACUGGCCAGAGUGGCUCGAGACCCUCAGCAAUAGUAGCAACAAGGUCACCCUCUCCACCACCUGCACUUGAACAAACAAGUCUCGGUGAGUCUGUUUCUCGAUCAACAAAGCAGAAGCGACCCGUACGGCGAGUCAGCGAACAAGUAUCGACGCCUAUAAAAAGGGGCGCCGAUACCCAAAGCACGAGAGAACAGUCUGCCAAGCGCCUGCAAAGUGAGACUGGUUCAUCCUCAUCAGGAGCCUAUGUCAGCAAACUAGAUGGUAUCCUGGUCAACAUACGGCGUCCUCCAGCUCUCGAGCUCUCGCCACUCAAAAUCACUACACCUGCACACGGCGCAAUCUCUGGCGGCACAAUCAGUCCACCAGUUGCCUCGAGUCCUGCUGCAUCUUCUUCAAGAAGCGUGCGAUCCUCCUUGUCAAGCGGACCAGGAUCCCCGUGUAGCCCAGCUGAGACUGAUCCAGAUGGUUAUUUUGGUCACUCGCCCACCCACACCGACAAACUUGCUGCACCUGUGAGUCCAGGGUCAAAAUCAGGCCUCACACCUAGCUUGACACAAGCAGUGACGAAACAUCUCGUGAGUCAACAAGUCGUUAUGCUUCUGCAAGCGCACUACGACGUCCAACGGAUUGAUAAGCGUCAGUUUGCACGCAUCAACCGGGAUGUCACACGCGCCGUGUAUAGUGAAUACGCUGCUGCUGUACUUCCCGAUGAGGCGUGUCAGUGA